AUGUAUAAUUGCUAGUUAGAUGAUAGAUUUGUUUAUUCAAACAACAAUUUGAUACACGAAUCAAAUCAUAUUUAGGUCUAUGAGGGCUUAGACAUGAGAAAUUAACAGCCUAUAUAUGUUAAAAUAGUAGACGAAAAAGCCUUUAAUAUGUUCGAUAGGCAAACGAAUUAGUAAGAAAAGGAUAUCAUUUUUAAGACAGGCAUUGAGAUUAAAAAGUAACAAAUUGAAAUGUUUACUCAGCUAGCAAAUACAAACUAAAGUCGCUAGUUCUCACCAUAAGUGCUAGAUGUAUUAGAAAUUUAAUCCAGUUAAAUUGCUGUGAUACUUUAAGGUAGCAAAUUUGGUACUUUGAAUGAGUAUUUAUAGAGAAAUAACUACUUAGAGGAAUAUGAUGCUCUUCUUAUCUUUAAAUAGGUAGCAUUAGGCUUAUAAGAGCUUCACAAUUAACAAAUAGUUCAUGGAGCAAUAUGUCUUGAUAAUAUUUAGGUUGAUGAAAUGGCUUUUUCUUUAACGUGCUUAUCAAUACCUGGAGGUUAAUUUAGCAAAAUUACUCAUUAAACUCAAUAAUAGGAAGUUGAGAGCAAUUAUUAUUUAUCACCAGAGAUAUUAGCUAAUAUUACAGCAUAAAAAACUAUGAAAUCUGAUAUUUGGGCUCUUGGUAUAUUAUUUUUUAGGCUUUUAAGAGGAAGAUAUUUUUAUGGGGGUAAAACUAGAGAAGAAAUAUACAAUUAGAUCACUGCUCAUAAAACUAUAAUGAAAAGUUGGCUUGAUGAAUUUGAUAAGCGUGAAGGGGAUUUCCCUAUUUAAAUUUCAAGAUAGUGCUAGUUUUUUUUGGGAAAGAUGCUUGCUAAGAAUCCAGAUGAUCGUCCUACUAUUUCUGAAGUUCUUAACAACUCUUUAUUAGAAGUAGUAAAAAUAAUAGGAAAAAAUGAUUAAUCGAGCAUUUCAAAUAUAAAAAAAUACGGAGGUGACUUACUUAUGAACCUUCCUCCUAAUUUACAAAAUUCUUAAAUAGGAGCACAAUACACAUUUUUUAGAGAAAGUAGAAUUAGAAAUGAUAUCGAUGGCUAUAUGGUUGAAGAUCUAUAUUUUGGUGUAAUGCUAAAGCCACAUUAAAAUUAAACUUCAAACAUUAAGCAAUAUGACAAGUCUUUGAUCAGACUUAAAGUUGUUGGAAACUUUCCCCAUUAGAAAGUUGAUAGAUUUCUUGAAAAUGUUGAAAAGUUUUAACAAUUAGAAUUAUUUGAUGCAGCUGGAAGAAGUGAAAUCGUUAGAAUUUAUGAAAUUGUUUAUCUUCUUCCUGGUUAAUUGAAUAAUCCUUUAGGAUAAGUGAUUAUAGCAUAGGAUUACUGUAAUCAAGGAAACUUAAAUGAAUAUUUUAUUAAACGUAAAAACACAAAUUAAAAAAGUGUUUAUGAAAUCGAUGCUACAUUAGUUAUGCACCGUCUUCUCAAUACUAUGACUAAAAUAUGCAGAGUCCUUAACUUUCAUGGAGCUUUUCAUAUGAAAAAUUUGUACUUAGAUUAGGGAAUGAUAAAAAUUGGUGAACCUUUAAUUAUAAGCAGUAUUACAGAAUAAAAAUUUUAAGAAAAUAGAGAAAUAUUUGAUUACUUUGCUCCAGAAUACAAGUAAGAUGUUGGAAUUUAUGAUCCAAGAGCAGAUUUACAUAAGGUAGAUAUUUGGAGUUUCGGUAUGAUUUUUUAUAAGAUGGUGUUUGGAGAUAUUCCUAUUUUUGACUUAAAUCAAAAGCCCAUAUUCUCUUAAUCUAGUAAUUAGUAUAUCAGCGAGCGUGUUAGAAAUAUUAUUCGACUUUGCUUACUUAUAAAUGUAGAUUAAAGGGCUGAAUGGCCAGAUAUUACUUAGUCUAUGUAGGAGGAAUAAAUUGAAUAAUAAUAUGAUUUAACUAUUAAGCCUUUACCUUUAACAAAUGAGUCACUGAAACUUGAAAAUUAGAUUAAUGAUGAUAUAGUGCCGUAUGAGCAUAAAGGUUUAAGUGAAAAAUACAAAAUGAAAAACAUGCUCUCAAAAGUGAAUGUAGAAUCUAAUUUGAAUAAUAACAACUAAUAAAAAAAAGGAAGAUUUUUUUAAAAAUCACAGCAAGAGAAAGCUGUUGAUGAUAAUGAGAGUUCUAAUUAAUUUUAAUAGAAAAAAGGAAGUUUCUAUGACAACGAUGAUAAUACAAUAGAAAAAAAUAGACUUGAUCAAACUGGCAUAAAGACAAAUGUAGAAAACGAGGAAGACGAUAUACAUGGAACAACAAAUAACUUGGAUUAUCAUUAAGUAAACUAAUCUGUAAAUAAUUCGAUGCUAAAUGAUAGCAAGUACAAAAUAAUUGAUUAUGAAAACAAUAAAUAUCAUCAUAAUGAAGAUUUGGAAAAUAAUAACAAUUAGCUGAAUAAUAUUGAAUAAAAUGUUGAAAAUACAUCCUAACAUACGCAGAUGUAUUAAGUUAACAAUACAAAUGCAGAUAAUGAGAACCUUAUUUAGAUAAAAACUGAAUAAGUUGAAAAUAAAUCAAAUAAUUUGUACGAUAAAAGCUAAUCACGUAGUCCUUCAAAAGCAAACUUCAACAACAACAGUAGAAUUUUAAAAUAAGAGGACGAUUAUGAUUAUAUAGAUUAAAUUUAGUUAACUGAUAAUAAAAAAUUUAGAGAAAAUAAAUAAGUUAUUUCUCAAUAAGAGUAAGGCACAAUAAAACCACAACCAAACAUACUUCUCCGAUACAACGAAAAAUAAGAAGAAGAAGUUAUAAGAUUAGUCCCAAGUAAAACAACUGGAGGAAACAAGCUUAGCUUGCUCAGAAAAUUGAUAAAAGCCCUACUAUUUAUUUUACUAUUUCUGACAGUAUUUUAUAGGAACAAUAUGGCUAAUUCAUGGAGUGCUAUAUUUGUAAGAGGUAACAUGAAGAUAAUUUAAAUGAGUUAUUAAAAUGGAAGCAAUUAAAACCAACUUGCAAGUAUAAUAACAACCAAUUAACAAUAAUUGCUGAAUUAUGAUAUUAAUUAUUUGCAAACUAUUUAAGUCUAUGGUUGUUUAGACAAUCUUUAAUUUAUGAGUACAACUAAUUAACUAUAAAUAAUUGAAGUUUUGAGAUCGACUGCCUUUUUCUUUUUUGCCUUUUUAAGCUUUCUAAGCAUGAUCUUUAUAUUAAUUAUUCGCAUUAUUCAUGUAUGGAGAUUAGAUUUGUACACAAUAUACUAAAAUUAUUAAAAUGGAUUGUUAAAACCAUAUAAUAGAUAUCUUUUCCACUGUUAAAUAAUAAGUUACUUAGAAUUCAGCUUUAUUUAUUAUAGUCAUUAUUAACUGUUUAAUUUUUUUUACUAUUGCGUCCUAAGCCCAUGCUUGGGUGUGACAGUUAUAAACAAUAACACCCCAAUACUAUCAGAUAGUUCUAAGUAUUAGCUAUCAGGCAUGCUUGGAGACUACUUUACAAAAAUUGUAUGCACUAAUGCUCUCUUUGGGACAAUUCAUAUUUUGUUUAUUAUUUAUUACAUAAUUUUUCCUCUAAAAAAUUCAGAGCUCUUUAUGAACUACUAUCAUGCAAUAAUACGAGGAUCAUCUUACAUUUUUGGAUGCUGGAUAAUGUGCAGAAUUGGAGGUUUCCUUAUAUUCUAACCCACAUAUAGUUAUGAUAAUGAUUCUUUUAUUGCUGCUACACUUGGAACUGGUGAAUACUAAUCUGUUUUUGGGUUUAUUCCUGAAUUAAUGGAAAUAAUACUUAUAGCUGUAGAUUUACUUGUUGAAUUUCUUUUCUAUUAAAUAGGUCUUUUCUAUGAUAAAUAAACUAACUAUACUGUUUCCAAAAGAAAGAGAGAUGCAGUGUAUCCAAAUAUCCAAUUUAAAAGAAAUCCUGUUCAUAUUUAAUUAAAAUCUUAACUUUCUUAUAAAUAAGUAACUCAUUCAUAAAAAACCUUAUCAAUGAAGUAAUUAUGA
Molecule: messenger RNA, 3933 nt
Organism: Tetrahymena thermophila SB210
Lineage: Eukaryota; Ciliophora; Oligohymenophorea; Hymenostomatida; Tetrahymenidae
Product: kinase domain protein
Exons: 2
Biological process (GO): regulation of cytokinesis; mitotic cell cycle; protein phosphorylation
Cellular component (GO): cytoplasm; nucleus; centrosome
Molecular function (GO): ATP binding; protein kinase activity
Source: RefSeq, a predicted model, not a curated record